Molecule: messenger RNA, 1867 nt
Organism: Dendrobium catenatum
Lineage: Eukaryota; Viridiplantae; Streptophyta; Magnoliopsida; Asparagales; Orchidaceae
Product: UDP-xylose transporter 3
Exons: 7
Coding region: 375-1424 (349 amino acids)
Cellular component (GO): Golgi apparatus
Molecular function (GO): antiporter activity; UDP-xylose transmembrane transporter activity
Source: RefSeq, a predicted model, not a curated record
AAUCUGAAGCGUGGGCGAGCUACAAUGCCGCCUCACAGUACUGCUAACAUGUCGCGGGGACUACACAAAAAUCCGAGCUUUGGAGAUUUUCUUUUGAUUUGGAUUAAUUGGUAGGUCAAGCCCUCUCCUCGCCCACUAACCGAGAUCAGAUCUAGGGUUUCGAAAGUCCACUCCCACUUGGAAUUUCUCUCCGAUUUUCGUGUCCCAUUUCGUUGACUACUCGUUGCCACCAACGUGGAUGAUGAUCCUUCUCUUAAUUACAGCUCUUUAUAAGCUGUCCGUUUACGUGGCUCCAAUUUUGAUGGAGUAAGGCAUUUCUGCUUUGGAGAGUUGCGCUGAAUAGUUGAGGUUGGUUAGUGAAGAAUAGCGUCAAGAUGGGAGAUGGCGAGCGGUUCCAGCUGGGAACCGUGGGCGCGCUGAGCCUCUCGGUGGUAUCGUCCGUCUCCAUUGUGAUCUGUAACAAGGCGCUCAUCAGCUCGCUCGGCUUCACAUUUGCCACUACUUUGACGAGCUGGCAUCUCUUAGUCACAUUCUGUUCGCUUCAUGUGGCAUUAUGGAUGAAGUUUUUUGAACAUAAAUCGUUUGAUCAGAAGGUGGUUGUGGGAUUUGGAAUACUUAAUGGGAUCUCUAUUGGUUUGCUAAACCUAAGCUUGGGUUUCAAUUCAGUUGGCUUCUAUCAGAUGACAAAACUGGCAAUAAUUCCUUGCACUGUUUUGCUGGAGACUCUUUUCUUUAGGAAGACAUUCAGUAGGAGCAUUCAAUUGUCACUUGUUAUUCUCCUCUUGGGUGUUGGCAUUGCGACUGUGACAGAUUUGCAGCUCAAUGUUUUGGGGUCUGUUUUGUCUCUCCUAGCUGUCAUCACAACUUGCAUUGCCCAAAUUAUGACCAAUAACAUCCAGAAGAGGUUCAAGGUUACAUCGACACAACUUCUGUAUCAGUCUUGUCUCUACCAGGCAUUAACCCUGGUUACUACAGGUCCUUUUGUUGAUCGGUUACUCACAAAUCAAAAUGUUUUUGCUUUUAAAUACACCCCUCAGGUUCUGGUUUUUAUUGUUUUGUCCUGCCUUAUAUCAGUUUCAGUCAACUUCAGUACAUUCCUGGUAAUUGGAAAGACUUCACCUGUCACCUAUCAGGUCUUGGGCCAUCUAAAAACUUGCCUUGUCUUGGCCUUUGGCUAUGUCCUACUCCACGAUCCAUUUAGCUGGAGAAACAUUUUGGGGAUUUUGAUUGCAUUAAUUGGAAUGGUCUUAUAUUCCUACUACUGCCAUAUUCAAAACCAGCAAAAAUCUGUUGAACCACCUGCCCAGCUAUCACAGGCAAAAGAAAGCGAUCCUCUAAUCAAUUUAGAAGAUAGUGCUUCUACAAUUAACGCUGUGCCUUCAACUGCACCUGAAUGGAAAUCAAAUAAAGAUCUGGAAGCCUGACAUCAGACCAAAUUUCCUUGUUCGUCCAUGAGGUUUUCUGCUGUUUCUCAUCAACAAAUCUCAAUCUCGAGAAAAAUCUUCUUAAGCGCAGAGUUCAACGCAUAAGAGAAGAACAGAAAUACAAAACUAAGGAAUAACAGAACGGUCCAGUGAAGCACUGGCUCACAUACCAGCCGGCUCUGUUAUCAGUUAAAAAAAACAAAAGAACUUGAGGUCUAUUAGGAGAAUCCCUUUGCUAAGAUGUAUGAUUUGAAUUGAAUGAUGUAAAUUGAUUGUAAUUCUGAAUCUUCAUGGCCUACCAGGGAGAGAAAGGUACGUUCAAAGCAUCUUCUUCAAUUUCAAUUCUGUUUCAUAGAACAAGCACAGUGCUCUCUUACUUUCUACUCUGCUACUGAUUCAUAGUAGGUAAAAAAUGUAGAAUAUAAAUUUACACGGUUUUAUUG